AUGAAUUGGUUGGAGGACAUCUUGACCGAGGUCGAGGACGAUUACAUUCUGUUUGAUUGUCCCGGCCAAAUCGAGUUGUACACCCAUCUCCCCGUCAUGAAACAACUCACCCAAGCUUUGCUCAGCUGGAAUUUCCGGUUGUGCGCCGUGUUUCUGCUCGAUUCGCAUUUCAUGAUUGACGGGGGCAAGUUCAUCUCGGGCAGCACCUUGGCCUUGACCAUCAUGACCAACUUGGAGCUGCCCCACGUCAAUGUUCUCAGCAAAGUGGAUCUGCUGAGUAGUCAGACCAAGAAGCAGUUGGACGUGUUUCUCAACCUUGACAUCCGAGAGCUCCAAUCCAUGGGCGGUCAGGCCAGCCGGCACGAGGCCAAAUAUGCCCGACUUACUCACGCCUUGGGGCGGGUCCUGGAGGAUUACAGUCUGAUCCAGUUCUUUCCGUUGGAUCAGAGCCACGAGACCAGUAUGGCCGAUCUGUUGCACGUCAUUGACAACACCAUUCAGUAUGGCGAGGACGAGGAUGUCAAGGCGGCGGAUUUCAAUGAUGAAGAUCCGCCCGAUGACGACACUGCUGAUGACUGA
This is a messenger RNA of Tigriopus californicus, 579 nucleotides long. Its product is annotated as GPN-loop GTPase 3-like. The record is from RefSeq and is a predicted model, not a curated record. NCBI's taxonomy places the organism in Eukaryota, Metazoa, Arthropoda, Copepoda, Harpacticoida, Harpacticidae. Gene Ontology annotation, molecular function: GTPase activity. Bases 1 to 579 code for a protein of 192 amino acids. The transcript has a single exon.